AUGAAGUCCCAAAAGGUAAACGUGAAGAAGAAGAAGAAUGUGAAUUCAGGUUUAGUCGCUGUAGCAGUGGACAAAGAUAAAGGAAGCCAACAUGCUCUCAAAUGGGCUGCUGAUCAUCUCGUCUCCAAAGGAGAAACCAUCAUCCUCCUCCAUGUUCUUCAUCAAUCCUCAUCUGACUCAGCUGAGGUUAUUGCAGAGAAACAUAAGCAAGCUGAAAACCUUUUCGUCACGUUUCAUUGCUACUGCAGUCGAAAAGAGAUACAAUGCCUUGACGUCACGCUUGAGGAUGACAGCAUAGUCAAGUCCCUUGCGGAAUACGUUACCUCUGGUGUGAUUGAGAAUUUGGUUCUUGGUGCUCCUUCCAGGCAUGGAUUCAUGAGAAGAAAAUUCAAGAUGUCUGAUACACCAAGCAAUGUAGCCAAAGCAGCACCUGAUUUCUGUACAGUUUACAUCAUUUCAAAAGGGAAGAUAUCAUCUAUCCGUCACGCCACACGAGCUGCUCCUUAUCAGUCUCCUCUUGUGGCUCAGAUUGAGAAUCAUUCUGCAGUCACUAACUAUGAAAAGUUCAGGAACACCAUGAGCUUUAGAGACAGGACUCCACCAAGAUCUUCUGUUUCCAGCUCUAUUGAAGACUUUGGAAAGUCACCUCUGGCAAGGACAUCAAACUACGCAAACUCAUUCUAUGAUUUGUCAGACACGGACAACGACAUAUCAUUUGUUUCCUCAGGCAGGCCAAGUAUCACUAGCUCAGGCCGGAGAAGUACCGCAAGCUCAGGGAGGCCGAGUACAAGCACUAACGGAAGGUCUGACAUAUCUUUUGUGAGCUCAGGAAGGCCUAGUACAAGCACUACAGGAAGCCCUUCUUUCAUCUAUGAGUUCCCUGACUCUGGUCUAACUCCGAGAAUGUCUACGGGCUCUGGACAAAGCGUUGGCUCUAUGCGUCUAGGGAUCAAUAUCCAACAUGACUUCUCAUUCGUCUCACAAGAUAGUGGCCUGUCUCCUUGCUCUUGUUCACCACAAAACUUGGGAGACGUGGAAGCUGAAAUGCGGAGACUGAAACUGGAACUGAAACACACUAUUGACUUGUAUGGAUCAGCUUGCAGAGAAGCAUUAGCAGCAAAGCAAGAGGCAAAGGAGCUGCAGCGUCAGAAAAUGGAAGAGGAAGGAUGGGGGCAAGAAGGACAGUUAUCAGAGAAAUCAACAAAGCUGAUAGCUGAAAAAGAGAGAGCAAACAAAGCUGCGAUGGAUGCUUCUGAAACAGCAAACAAGAUAGCAGAGCUUGAAACACAAAGAAGAGCUAUAGAAUCUGGAGAUGUUUUCUUUGACUCCAACUUAAGGUAUAGGAGGUAUGUCAUUGGUGAGAUUGAAGAAGCUACAAACUCAUUCGACAAGGCUAAUAAGAUAGGUGAAGGUGGAUACGGUCCUGUUUUCAAAGGUCACCUUGAUCAUACCCCUGUUGCUAUUAAGGUUUUGAGACCAGAUGCAGCUCAAGGAAGAUCUCAGUUUCAAAGAGAGGUGGAAGUUCUUAGCUGCAUAAGACAUCCACAUAUGGUGCUACUCAUUGGAGCAUGUCCAGAGUAUGGUAUUCUUGUUUAUGAGUAUAUGGCUAAAGGAAGUUUAGCUGAUAGGCUCUACAGAAACGGAAACACACCACCGCUCUCAUGGGAGCUCAGGUUCAGAAUUGCAGCCGAAGUUGCUACUGGUCUGCUCUUCCUUCACCAGACAAAACCUGAGCCAAUAGUGCACCGUGAUUUGAAACCAGGAAACAUCUUGAUCGACCAGAACUACGUAAGCAAAAUCGGUGACGUUGGAUUAGCCAGACUAGUCCCUGCAGUUGCGGAAAACGUCACGCAGAUUCAUGUAACGUCAACCGCAGGGACAUUCUGUUACAUUGACCCGGAGUAUCAACAAACCGGAAUGCUUGGUGUGAAGUCAGAUGUUUACUCCUUUGGUAUCUUGCUUCUAGAGCUGCUCACAGCAAAGAAGCCUACGGGGUUGUCUUAUAACGUUGAGCAAGCGAUAGAGAAAGGCACAUUCAAGGAUAUGUUGGACCCAGCAGUGCAUAACUGGCCUGUGGAAGAAGCUUUGUCUUUGGCGAAGGUUGCGCUUAAAUGUGCACAGCUGAGAAGGAAAGAUAGACCAGACCUUGGGAAAGAGGUGUUACCAGAGCUUAAUAGACUGAGAGCUCUUGCUGAUGCUAAUAUGGAGUGGAUUAUGUUUAACUAUAGCAGAGGAGCAUCACCAAAACAUAGCUUAAUCUCCUUGCCAACAGUUGAUGAAAUGAGUGUGACCUCAGAUGGCUCGAAUACACAUUCAAGUAGUCUAUCAGACAUGGAGAAGAACUUAGACGAAGCUGAAGAGGAUUAG
Eruca vesicaria subsp. sativa (arugula) is the source of this 2367-nucleotide messenger RNA. Lineage: Eukaryota; Viridiplantae; Streptophyta; Magnoliopsida; Brassicales; Brassicaceae. The record is from the annotation of a GenBank genome assembly.